AUGAGUUGUCGGAAUUGUGGGACGAGCACGACGCCGUUGUGGAGACGGGACGACGAGGGUCGACCGCAGUGUAAUGCGUGUGGCCUAUACCACAAACUGCAUGGUGUGCCUCGUCCUGUGGCUAUGAAAAAGACCGUCAUCAAGCGGAGAAAACGC
This is a messenger RNA of Filobasidium floriforme, 156 nucleotides long. RefSeq lists its product as uncharacterized. Gene Ontology annotation, biological process: positive regulation of transcription by RNA polymerase II; negative regulation of transcription by RNA polymerase II. Lineage: Eukaryota; Fungi; Basidiomycota; Tremellomycetes; Filobasidiales; Filobasidiaceae. Gene Ontology annotation, molecular function: DNA-binding transcription factor activity, RNA polymerase II-specific; RNA polymerase II cis-regulatory region sequence-specific DNA binding; zinc ion binding. The annotation marks the transcript as partial. The record is from RefSeq and is a predicted model, not a curated record. The transcript has 2 exons.